GGGUGGCGGCAGCGACCCUCUGGCCCCGGCACUGCGCAGCGCGGCACCGGGCGGCCACCGCCACAGCCCGGCGGGAGAGCGGGCGCCGCCGGGGCGAUGAGGACCGGCUCGCGGGUGCUGCUGGUGCUGCUCCUUCCAGUCUGGGGCUCGGCGGCGGCGCACAAUGGGGAUCUUACAGUUAGACCCACAUGCAAGGCUGGCUUUUCAGAAGAAGACUACACAGCAUUUGUCUCCCAGAACAUCCUGGAAGGGCAGAAGUUACUCAAAGUAAAAUUUAAUAACUGUGCCGGUAACAAGGGAGUUCGCUACGAGACCAACAGCCUGGACUUCAAGGUGAGGGCCGAUGGGACCAUGUACGCUGCCCACCACGUGCAGAUGCCCUCAAAGCAGCUGAUCCUGGUGGUGACUGCGUGGGAUCCCCAGACCCUGGGCAGAUGGGAGACGAUUGUCAGGUUUCUGGUGACGGAGAAGUCGCAACACGGUGGGCACAAGCCAAAAGGAAGGAAGCUGGUGCCUGGAGAACUGGGGCAGCAGCAGAGUGACACUUUGCUCCCGUGGCGCCAACACCAGAGUGCCAAUGGCCUGCGGCGGCAAAAGCGAGACUGGGUCAUCCCACCCAUCAACGUGCCAGAGAACUCCAGAGGGCCCUUUCCACAGCAGCUGGUUCGGAUUCGUUCUGAUAAGGACAAAGAGAUCCAUAUCAGAUACAGCAUCACUGGAGUGGGAGCCGACCAACCACCGAUGGAAGUCUUCAGCAUUGACCCCGUAUCUGGCAGGAUGUAUGUGACUCGCCCGAUGGACAGAGAAGAGAGAGCUUCCUACCAUCUCCGGGCUCAUGCAGUGGAUAUGAAUGGAAACAAGGUGGAGAAUCCUAUUGACCUUUACAUCUAUGUGAUUGAUAUGAAUGACAACAGACCAGAGUUUAUAAACCAAGUCUACAAUGGAUCCGUUGAUGAAGGCUCUAAACCAGGUACCUAUGUGAUGACAGUGACAGCAAAUGAUGCAGAUGACAGUACUACAGCCAACGGGAUGGUGAGGUACAGAAUCGUGACUCAGACCCCGCAGAGCCCAUCGCAGAACAUGUUCACUAUUAACAGCGAGACAGGAGACAUCGUCACUGUGGCUGCUGGACUCGACAGAGAGAAAGUUCAGCAGUAUGUAGUUAUUGUUCAAGCCACAGAUAUGGAAGGAAAUCUCAACUAUGGUCUCUCAAACACGGCAACAGCGAUCAUUACGGUGACAGAUGUGAAUGACAACCCACCUGAGUUCACUACCAGCACUUAUUCAGGAGAGGUUCCUGAGAAUAGAGUGGAGGUUGUGGUGGCCAAUCUGACAGUGAUGGACCGGGACCAGCCUCACUCUCCCAACUGGAAUGCCAUCUACCGCAUCAUCAGCGGAGACCCCUCUGGCCACUUCACCGUCCGGACAGACCCUGUCACCAACGAGGGCAUGGUAACUGUUGUGAAGGCAGUCGAUUAUGAGAUGAACAGAGCUUUCAUGCUGACAGUGAUGGUAUCAAACCAAGCUCCCCUGGCCAGUGGCAUCCAGAUGUCCUUCCAAUCAACAGCAGGAGUCACCAUUUCAGUCACAGAUGUCAACGAAGCGCCGUAUUUCCCGACGAACCACAAGCUAAUCAGGCUGGAGGAGGGGGUGCCGACGGGGACAGUCCUGACAACGUUUUCAGCGGUGGAUCCUGAUCGCUUCAUGCAGCAGGCAGUAAGGUACUCUAAGCUGUCAGAUCCUGCAAACUGGCUGAACAUUAAUGCCACAAAUGGUCAGAUCACUACGGCUGCUGUCCUUGAUCGAGAGUCAGACUACAUUAAGAAUAAUGUCUACGAGGCCACAUUCUUGGCGGCUGACAACGGUAUCCCCCCCGCCAGCGGCACUGGCACUCUGCAGAUCUACCUAAUCGACAUCAACGAUAACGCUCCUGAGCUGCUGCCAAAGGAGGCGCAGAUCUGUGAGAAGCCAAACCUGAAUGUCAUCAACAUAACAGCCGCCGAUGCUGACAUCGAUCCAAACGUGGGGCCUUUUGUCUUCGAGCUGCCAAGUGUGCCAUCUGCGGUGAGGAAGAACUGGACCAUAACGCGGCUCAACGGUGAUUACGCCCAGCUUAGCUUACGAAUCAUGUACCUGGAAGCAGGUGUGUACGAUGUGCCAAUCAUCGUGACGGACUCAGGAAACCCCCCCUUGUACAACACAUCCAUCAUCAAAGUGAAGGUGUGCCCCUGCGACGAGAACGGCGACUGCACCACCAUCGGGGCAGUGGCUGCGGCAGGGCUGGGCACAGGUGCUAUCAUCGCCAUCCUGAUCUGCAUCAUCAUCUUGCUAACCAUGGUUCUGCUGUUCGUGGUGUGGAUGAAACGCCGGGAGAAGGAGCGCCACACCAAGCAGCUCCUCAUCGACCCUGAGGAUGAUGUCAGGGACAAUAUUCUAAAGUAUGACGAAGAGGGCGGUGGAGAGGAAGACCAGGAUUAUGAUUUAAGCCAGCUCCAGCAGCCAGAGACCAUGGAUCACGUGCUGAACAAGACACCUGGAGUCAGAAGGGUGGAUGAAAGACCUAUUGGUGCUGAACCACAGUAUCCUAUAAGACCAGUAAUCCCACAUCCAGGGGACAUUGGUGACUUUAUUAAUGAGGGCCUGCGUGCAGCAGACAAUGACCCCACAGCCCCCCCCUACGACUCCUUGUUGGUCUUCGACUACGAGGGCAGCGGCUCAACCGCCGGCUCCGUCAGCUCCCUCAACUCCUCCAGCUCCGGAGACCAGGACUACGACUACCUGAACGAUUGGGGGCCCAGGUUCAAGAAACUGGCAGACAUGUACGGGGGAGGCGAGGAAGAUUAAACUGACCUCACCUUAUUUAAAAACUAAAAAUUCAAAAAAAAAAAAAAAAAGAAAGGAAAAAAAAUAAAGGAAAACAAAACAAAACAAACAACAAAAAGAAGAAAAAAGGAAAAUAAACAAUUUAGAAAACAACAACAAACCCACAGACAACGACGACGACGAUGACACCAACGCGAGCCGAUGCAGAAGCAAGAACUGUACAGAUGUGGCAGCUUUUUUAAUUAAUAUCCCCUGCUGACUGUAUUGUUAUUUUUAGUGGUGAUCUAGGAUGUUUCCUUUUUAGUUUUUCCCUUCCUUUUUUCCUUGUUUGUUCUUGGUUUGGUUUUGGUUUUUAUAUGUACUUUCCAGUUCUGGUUUGGUUUGGUUUGAGAAUAUUGAGCUGUCUCGCAUGAACACUUGUCUCUGCUGCAGUUUUUUGGGGGGUUGUUUUAUUUUCUCUUGGUUUGGGUUUGGUUGUUUUUUUUAAUGUCAGCUGGGAUAUUGCUCGUUUAUCUGCUUUAUGACUAAAGAGAGUGAAAGGCACUCUGUCUUAACUUGAAUUUCUUAGAACAGAAGCACUGUUUUUAAAAUAUAUAUAUAUAUAUAUUUGAAAGUGCCUUUUGGUGCAUGUAUCAGAUUCCCUUCAAUCUCAGGAGUGAUGAAAACAAACAUACAACCAUCCUGGGCAGCACUCCCUGUGACCCUAAGCCAGUUCUAGCUGGGAAGGAGUUAACAAAAAGGAACUGUGGAGAUUGUUUCUUUUUUGCCUUUUUUUUUUCCCUCCCUCCCUUCCUUUUCUUUCUUUCUUUCUUUCUUUCUUUCUUUCUUUCUUUCUUUCUUUCUUUCUUUCUUUCUUUCUUUCUUUCUUUCUUUCUUUCCUUUCUUAACCUUUUCUUUUCUUUUUUUUCCCUUUUUUUUUCUUUUCUUUCUCUUCAGGAGUUGACUCAUUCUGGGGUGGAAAAGGAUGGGAGUUCAGGGGUGGGGGGAACAUGUUUUGAGUCAAAAAUCUUAACAGCCAUCUUUAAGCCUCAGCAGGUGGUGAACUAGUCAUCAUGUUGUAUAUAAUUCAGUGUCAUCAGAUGCAAAAUACAGACUGGGGGCUCUGCUGUCACCUGGUCACACUCAAUGUAGCUGCAUAGAACUAUAGCAUCGAUAAAGCCUUUGGUUAUUGCAAACAGAAAUCUCCGACAGCCCUUGCCUAAACCCUACAAAGUAAAUUGUGACAUGACCAAAGGCCCAUUUGUUUGUUUUUAUGCUCUCGGCGUGUUCUGGCUCCCACGACCUCUUGAGUGAUGUAAAUACCAGCUGGGUUAGGAGAUGGUGCCCUGCACCUCCAGGGAUGCCCACUGAGCGCGAAAGCUGAUGGUGACGUUUUCCUCACGUGAGGAAGGGGUUGUGUAGCAGCUCCGCUGGAGGCCAGGGCAGUGCUAAGGGCAGGAAGAGUUUAUCAGCACUUUUGCCAUCCGUAAGUAUGAAGUUAGUCUAGUACAAAAUUAAUGCCUUGGAGCAUUAGUAGCCAAAGCUCAACAACAUCGUGUAACUCAGCUAAUGUGUGUCCUUUCUCUUCGGUGGGUAGGCGCUGCUAUCUGUAGUCAAUGUUUCUUUUGGAGAAGAAGUGCAACGAGGGGCUAGUAUCUUGUGGUUAAUAUGCUCAAGCAUUGCCAAGUAAGCAAGAGGUUUUGCAGCAUCCAGGCGUAAUUCAACAUCGGUAUUAUAAGUGGUAGCAUACUACCUAGUUUAUAUGUAGGGUCAGUUUAACCAAUAACAGAUAGUUAUUAGCUUUUUUUAUUACAUCUUUCCUUUACUGAUUUGGACUAGUGGGUUUAUGUCUAAUGUUUGUAAAAUGAUUUAGACUGCAUGGAUGUGUAAUAUAAAUCACAUUUAAUGGAUUAUGAGCCACUUAAUUAAUGUGCUAUGAAAUCUUGGAUUACCUGUGUUUUAUAUUCUGCAGACGAUUUUUGCAGUGGGUUCGCUAAAACUUGUCAAAGUGCUUAGAUAUAUUUUCGUUUAAAUCCAAGAAUGUGCACAGUAUUGGAAGGUGAUUAUCCAGGGGAUAAUCAUGCUCUUUUUUCUCUUUGUUUGUUUGGGGUUUUUUUUUUGAUAUCUCUAUUCUCGAGUUGAAUGCUAAGAGUUAAAAGGACGGGGAGGGGGGCGGGGAGGGCAGGGGGGGUGGGGAGCGAGAGGGUGCACCCGAGAAUGCGAGGAGGAGAGCUUGCGGUGAUGAGUGGAGGUCGUUUCAGAGGGUAAAUUAGGCUGCAAGAUCGUCUCUAGAGGAUUUUUGAAAUGCUCCUAGUGCAUUUUAUAUUUCACUGUAUGAUAUUUUCUAUAAAAUGCAAUUUCUGUAAAUUAACGAGCAUUUGAAAUGUGUCUUGUAUGAAGUGGAAUGUGGUAAAAGUCUACCCGAGGGGACUUCAACGUUACCGGUCCUUUAUUGACUCCCAAGGAUGUGAUCUUCCUUCUUUUGUCUUGGUUGGUCAGUCAGGUGAUGGGUCAGUUUGUCCUUUCAUGGCUAAGAAGGCAAACACACUCUCAUCCAUCCGAGUUUCUUGAGGAAACCAGCAGGAGAUGGCUCAGCCCUCAGGAGGGGGAUGGCUCCGAUGGCAGCAGCAAGGUGAGGAUGCUGCUUCAUGGUGCAGUGGGUGGCAGACUGCUGGUACCUGACCCCUUUCCAAAUUCCUGUUUCGUAGCUGGAAACUCAGUCAUCUGAUGUGACCUCUGUGAACAUCUUUUAGUUUGCUUCUGCCAUGGGCUGCCCACCUCCUCCUGGCCACCCCUGGCAAACCUUGCAGACCCUGUCUCCCAGCUGACUGGCAUGGGUGGGCCGCACUGACCUGUAGCCUCUGCCGCUUGUCCAUGGCCAGGCUUGAUUCUUCCCCUUUCCUUUUGGAAAAGCCAUGGGCUGGAGCAUUUCACCAUCUGGGCUUUGCCCCUCUGCAGAAGCUGCUCCAUCACAGCAGUAGUAAAUAAUAAAAAUGCACUUAGUGUUCCUGGCUGAUGAGUACCCGUCCAUGGUCUGUCUUCGUCACCAUAACCUCAGCACCAGCUCAGAAGGACAUGGCUUGAGAGCUGGGGCAAUGCUGAUGGUUCUCCAUCUGUUGGGUUGCUGCUGCUGCCUGCCAGCUCCACACAGCACCUGGGAUGCUCGUGUGGAUCCUGUGGGUCUCCACUGUAAUCUACCUGGCACCACUCAGCUGAGAGCAGCAGCUAAAUCCUUGCCCCAGAGCACUUGGUGCCUCAUGUCUGUUGCAGCUUUGGGUGAUGGAUUUCAGGUAGGGAAGAGGCUGGCAGCAGUGUGGGAUGGCUGCUGCAGGGCUAUGACCUGAGGCUGUAGGACCUGGUCAGCAGCAUGCAUCACACUGCUGUCACCUGAGGGGACAGAACGUUUGGUGAAAGAUGCCACUCGGCUGUGAAGGUGAUGCUGUCAGACUUCCACUUGUCUAAACAUUUCAGGUUUUUAAGACCAUUUAUGCAAUGUAAGUCAAACAAAACUGUUUGAGUGAUUAAAAAUAAACCAACCUGUUUCCAUUGGCAGCUUUUUUUUUCAUCAGCAGAUCUAUUUUCUGCAGCAUUUGCAAUCCAGCCAUUGCAACCCCACAAACAUACCAGUCAAACCAACUAGCUUAUUGUCUUUUGACCCAGUUCUGCUCAGCCCCUGCCUCUGCAGAACCUCCUUCUCUUCUUCCUCCUCUUCCUUCCUUCUUCCUCCUCCCUGCAUCCUCCACCACUGAGCUUUACUACACCACAAGUAAGAGCAGCAUCAGGCCUGUUUCCUCGCAGUGGGGCCAGCAGAAGGUAAGAGAGGAGUACAUCAAGCAAUGGAAACAGGUUUUUGCAAACCUUUUUGCUUGUUAAAAUUAGACACAGUUUGUAACCCAGCUAAGAAAUCUUGUAUCAGCCCAAGGGGUCUCACUGAAAAGGUGACUGUGCCGUCUCUGUGCUCUGAUCCUCGUGGAUGUGACAUGGUGUUGCCAUUUGCAGCUGGAGGUGGCAAUUUGAAAGGAGCUGGGGCAGGGAAGCAGUGACUUUAGCAGCAUGUGCAGUUACUCUUUCUUCUUGGAACCUUUUUCUCUGACUAAUCUAAACUAAAUCAUUAAACUAAUUAAAGAAGUGGUGCCCACACAUUCACGUCCCCUGUGCCACAAGGCAGUGGGCAAGGACUUGCUUUCAGGCAGAUGAAGAGAAGCCCAUCUCUGAAAGACCAGUGUCACACCCCAUAAUCUGUAGUGCUACCCGGGGACACCAUCACAGCUCUCCAUGCUAUCAAAAGGACAGGGACAGUGAGCUCCCCAGACACCAGACUCCUCCUCUAGCUUCUCUACCUCCUAGACAGGAAGAUUGCACAUCCCUGAACCAGGGACUGUGCAGGGCUGGAGUCACUGCUGUGCCCAUAGCCACCCCGGGCAGACCAUGGCCUCAGUGCAGCCCCAUCACUCUCUGUAUUAUGUAGCCUGUAAAUAGGAGCAUCAGUCAGGGAAAGGCUUUGCAAGGCACCGAGCAGAUCCAGCAGGUAACUGAUGGCAGUAAAUAGGCAAGGCUGUUGUAGAUGUCCUGUGUGCUAGUUGUAGUUUGGCUUCUGGUUUUGCUUUUUCUUUUCCAUUACAUUGGGUUGUUUUCUUGUUUCUGUUGGACCAGGCAAUGUUGUCAGUGAUUGUAAGGCAGUGGGGGAGGAGGAAGGGAUUGCUUCCCUGUGGCCAAGCCACUUAGGGCCUCUUUCAGGGUUUUUUAGGGGUAUUGGGUCCAAAGAGAGCCUCCAGCAGCAAGUGGGCCUUAGGAGAUGACUUUGUCACCUGCAGCUGCUUCGUGGAGGGUAGCUGUGGGGCUUUGGAGAACGGUGAUGGUCAGUGCAGGGUCUGUACAACACAAGAUGCCAAGAUUGCAACUUUGUUUAGUCUUAAGAAAAAAAAAAAACCCAACCCACCAAACCCAUCCUUAAGGCAAAACAUGGGACUUUUCUUUGUGAUGUCUUUUAGGAGCAAUUCAUUGUAAAUGUGGGGGGAAAAAACCAUGUUGGGGAGGGAGGGAAUGCGGUACAACGAGGAAUGCAUAUGUUUAAAACAGCAGCUAACCAACGCGUGUCCCACACCAAGCUGACUCAGUUCCAUGGGGAAAAGUUCUAUUCCAGUCCACACCGAGCCCAUAUCCAAUUGCUCACACAACGUGUACAUAAUGUAGUUAGCUUGUGCUUGCCGCUACAGCUCAGAUAGGGGAAUUAAACCCAACAACAACAUGUAGGUGUAUAAUUGGAGCACUUUAGUCCUUUUUUUCCCUUCUCUUUUCAUUUGGACUCUGAUUUCUUUUUUUUUUUUUUGCAUGUUGUUUCCUUUUACGAUGGAUGAGCUGUGUGUAGCAGCCUGCAUGACCGUGGUCGUUCUCAAAGGAAGACUUCUGCUGUUCUGCUGUGUUCACGCUGAAGCGCAAAAAAAAAAAGGCAGUUUGCGUCCGUUAAUAAAAGCCCCAAGUUCAGAAACCUUUUUUUGUACCCGUCAACAGCACAAAUAUUUUGUAUUGUUGUUUGUACCAUUUUUGUACCAAAAAGAAAAGAGGGGAAAAAAAUGGGAAAAAAAAAGAAAAAAAAAAAAGGAAGAAAAAAAAAAACAAAAAGGAAGGGAGUAAAUGUUUUCAAUGUGUUUUUAGUGCCACUGCAAUCUUGGUUUCCAAACUGAGUGACAGCUUUGCUGAUUUAUUGUGUAUCAAAGCUGAACUGGCGCACUGACGCCUGGCUCCAGUGUAAUAAAAAAAUAAAGUCCCCCUUUUGAAUAGUC
Pogoniulus pusillus (Red-fronted tinkerbird) is the source of this 8585-nucleotide messenger RNA. RefSeq names its product cadherin 4 (gene CDH4). Gene Ontology annotation, molecular function: cadherin binding; calcium ion binding. The transcript is spliced from 16 exons. Gene Ontology annotation, biological process: cell morphogenesis; cell-cell adhesion mediated by cadherin; homophilic cell-cell adhesion. The record is from RefSeq and is a predicted model, not a curated record. Lineage: Eukaryota; Metazoa; Chordata; Aves; Piciformes; Lybiidae. The coding region runs from base 97 to 2844 and encodes 915 amino acids. Gene Ontology annotation, cellular component: plasma membrane; catenin complex; adherens junction.